Drosophila suzukii is the source of this 1543-nucleotide messenger RNA. RefSeq names its product GDP-mannose pyrophosphorylase A (gene Gmppa). Lineage: Eukaryota; Metazoa; Arthropoda; Insecta; Diptera; Drosophilidae. Gene Ontology annotation, cellular component: cytoplasm. The record is from RefSeq and is a predicted model, not a curated record. Gene Ontology annotation, biological process: biosynthetic process.
UGUGGAACCCCAUAUUUUUUUUUAGUUGGCAACGUAAACAGAAACAGAUAUCCACCUGCGAAUUUGGCCACGAAUUGUUUUAUCGGCAUUAGUCACCUGAACCGCUGCACGCACACCAUGCUGAAGGCCGUUAUCCUCAUCGGCGGCCCCCAAAAGGGCACCCGCUUCCGCCCCCUCUCGCUGGACACACCCAAGCCGCUCUUCCCGCUGGCCGGUCGUCCCCUCAUCGCCCACCACAUCGAAGCCUGUGCCCAGCUCCCCGAUCUCCGCGAGAUCCUCAUCAUCGGCUACUAUCCGCAGACCCAGAUGGAGGGAUUCGUGGGCGACAUGCAGGCUCUGUACAGCAGCAGCAACAUCAACAUCAGAUAUUUGCAGGAGUUCACUGCCUUGGGAACUGCAGGUGGAAUGUACCACUUCCGGGAUCAAAUAAGAGCUGGCAAUCCCCGAGCCUUCUUCGUUCUGAACGGCGAUGUCUGUGCGGAUUUUCCGCUGCAGGAACUGUGCGAGUUCCACGAGAAGCGUCCAUCGAGUGCUCUGGUGACCAUCAUGUCCACUGAGGCCACGCGUCAGCAGUCGCUGCACUACGGAUGCCUGGUUUUCGAUCGGAGUAGCGGAGCUGUCUCGCAUUAUGUGGAAAAGCCCAGCUCCUAUGUGUCCACCUUCAUCAACUGCGGGGUGUACGUGUGCUCCAUGGAUAUAUUUACUGUGCUGGCACAGAUUUUCCACUCACGGGGUCAAGAGUACGGUUGCCAUGGAAACGGAAAUGGCAAUGGCAGGGAGCAGGGCCACAUCAAGUGGGAGCAGGAGGUGCUCACUCCGCUGGCAGGCACCGAUAAGCUCUUCGCCAUGCCGGUGCCCAAUUGGUGGUCCCAGUUGAAGACCGCUGGAUCGGCCAUCUACGCCAACCGUCAUUACCUGGGCCUGUAUAAGAAAACGCAUCCGGAGAGAUUGGCCAACGUGGGCACCAAACGCGGUGAGGGCGACGGCAGCUUGAUUUGCACAGUGUUCCCGGAUGUGUAUGUGCAUCCCAGUGCCACCGUUCAUCACAGCGCAGUGCUGGGACCCAAUGUGGCCAUUGGACCUGGAGUGACAAUUGGACCAGGUGUGCGCAUCCGUGAAUCGAUUGUUCUAGAGCAGGCCCAGAUCCUAGAUCACACGCUCGUGCUGCACGCGAUUGUGGGCAGGGGUUCCACUAUUGGCGCUUGGGCUCGAGUCGAGGGCACGCCCAGUGAUCCGGACCCCAACAAGCCCUUCGCCAAAAUGGAGAACCCACCGCUGUUCAACAACGAGGGCAAACUGAAUCCUUCGAUUACCAUACUGGGCUGUUUUGUGCAGGUGCCCGCCGAAAAGAUCCUGCUGAACAGCAUCGUACUGCCGCACAAGGAGCUCAGUCGCAGCUUCAAGAAUGAGAUCAUCUUGUGAGGAUGAUUACUUAAUAUUAUCUUUGACCUUUGACCCUAUAAGUAUGCCAUUUUGUAUGUUUCUACUGUGCAAUAUUCCAAAAAUCUAUCUAUUAAAUGUUCUUUAGCCCUUGCAAAGCAAA